AUGAGUAGUUUGGAUAAGAAGUUCGGUAACCAAGGGAGGCACUUGCUACAGCUUGAAUACGAUACUAUCAAUCGGAAAAGAGAGUUUCCAAUUCCUACAGAAUUAGAUUAUUUAUUCCAUGAUAUUGAACAUUGUAAUUCGUUUGAGACACCACCCGAUAAAAUCAUUUCAUACUUAGUGAAUUAUUAUCCAAAGUUAAAAAAUAAAGAGAAUGUUGAGUUAUUGACUAAGGUCUUUUUGAAAUGCCCUGUUUUUUUUCAAUCCUUCCAUUCGGUUACAUUGAAUAAUAGCUCGAAGAUAGUUAACGCCUUUCACUUCAUUUUAUAUGAAAAGUUCAAAAUUACAAACCCAACUGUAAGCUUUAUCGACUUUCAAUCGUCAAUUUAUACAGCUAUGCUUGCAACUCUUCAGGAUGAUCCUACAUCGUAUUGGAAAAUAUUACCUGUUUUGGCUGGUUGUAUUUCUUCGGUCAAGUCUAUGAAUAUGUAUAAUUCCACCCCGGAGUAUAACAAUGUUAUCAAAAAAUUGAACCACUUAUUUUGCCAUAUGUUCAGUGAUCUUUACAUUCAUUUGAAUAUUACUCCAUUGCCAUUAGAGAUAAGUUAUUCUUACUUAAUCAUUCUUUGUGCUGCUCAGGAGAAUAUGAGCGAUGCUUUCUAUCGGAAAUUACUAAAUACUAAUCCAACGUUGUUAUCGGUGGUUACUUCUUUGAUAUUUUACUCGACUGAAGGUUUAAAAGAAGGUUCUGUAUUAUUUUCACCAAAUACUUACAACAGCUUGGUACAAAAAUCCCCUGUUAUAAGAAACAUGAAUAGAUUGGUCUUUCUUUACGGAAGGUUAUGUAGAGGUAUGCCUCAAACAACCAACUCACUCUAUCAAAUAUAUAUGUCUCUUGGUUGCAUUGUUUCGUUUUGCUUGAAUAUCUCUAAUGAAGAAUUGGAGAAUUUAUUGCACGAUACCAAAUGGGAUUUAGCAAAGUACACCUUUUUUUCAAUCGUCAUAGUUUUUGAGCAUUCUACUGCAGCAAUAAUUUCAGGCAAACACGGCAUCAACAAAUGGUCUUCGGACAUUGCAACUCAAGUUCUAUUUUGUUUUUUCCAGCUAUCGUUUAUUCUUGAUCAAAUUGGAACAGGAGGUUUUGACUCCUAUAACUUUGCUUUCAGUUCAGCAACUAGUUUCUUAAAUGAAAACGAUCAUGAAGCAGCUAAUUCUCUCGCUCAGUCGAUGUUGAAUAAUCUACCAUCUACGAAAACCCAACUAUCUGGGAAUGGGACUUCCAAAUUGAAUUUUUUCCUCAGGACGGUGGAAGUUCUACUCCCAUCAUUGAAAGAGUCUUUCAAGAAAAUGGUGUUAUUUCCUCUGAUAGAUAGAGUUAUGUUUAAUGGCGCACCAUCAAGUAUAGAAUUUUGUCACUCAAUUAUGAUUAAACGUUUAGGCAUGUCCUCCGCAGAAGAAAUAUCGAAACUGCAAGAUAUAAUAUAUCCGUACUUUGGACAAGUUCUUAUACAAUUUCCUAAGGUUCUAUCGUUGUCUCAAACUACGCUAAUCGUCGAAACCUGCGGGGGAGUACUACCACCGGGAACCUCACAUUUUAAAGCCGUUUUGUUUGAUCUAGUUAAAUUUCAGAUUUCAAUGUCAGGGUAUUCACCUUUACCAGCAAGAUCAGUUCAGCAGAAUGGGAAAACCAUUACUAUCCCAGAAAAGCUACAUACAAGGAAGUCGGGACUUGUGUCUUUUCUUAUAAUUAUGCUAAGAUUUGUAGAAGUGGAUGAGCUUAUUUUGAGAUUGAAUGAGGUAAAGAAAGAGAUAGAUAUGCUAGUAGGAGAACGAGAUAUUUAUAAGCUAUAUGAUAUUUUAUGGGAAACGAUACUUGUCAUUAAUAAAUUUGACACACAGGUUGGACAAAUGGCUAUAUCAUGGUGGUACGAAACAGUAAACAGUGGACAGGUUCCAAAAUUAUAA
Pichia kudriavzevii is the source of this 1962-nucleotide messenger RNA. RefSeq lists its product as uncharacterized. The transcript has a single exon. Bases 1 to 1962 code for a protein of 653 amino acids. The record is from RefSeq and is a predicted model, not a curated record. Lineage: Eukaryota; Fungi; Ascomycota; Pichiomycetes; Pichiales; Pichiaceae.